Messenger RNA from Myxocyprinus asiaticus (Chinese sucker), 8560 nucleotides. RefSeq names its product cholesterol transporter ABCA5-like. Gene Ontology annotation, biological process: lipid transport; transmembrane transport. NCBI's taxonomy places the organism in Eukaryota, Metazoa, Chordata, Actinopteri, Cypriniformes, Catostomidae. Gene Ontology annotation, cellular component: intracellular membrane-bounded organelle; membrane. The record is from RefSeq and is a predicted model, not a curated record. Gene Ontology annotation, molecular function: ATP binding; lipid carrier activity; ABC-type transporter activity. Bases 147 to 5165 code for a protein of 1672 amino acids. The transcript has 39 exons.
UAGUGUUGACAACACCACUGGAUUCUCUUAUUUAUCUAUUUCCUAAAGGUUAUUUAUUUGAAAAAAAAAAACAAACAAACAAACAAAAAAAAAAAAAAAAAAAAAACAACAACGCGCAUUUAGGAGGAAGGGAAUGACAUGCCUUAAUGUAUUUCAUACCUGUGUCUGAUCCAUGUGCCAGUCAGCUGAAGCAUGCUCGAAAAAUGAAGCAGCCCGUAAGUAGAAGAGAUGCCGGAGUCUGGCAUCAGACGAAGAGCCUGCUCUACAAAAACCUGCUUAUCAAAUGGAGGACCAAACAACAGAGUCUCCAGGAGCUGAUCUUACCGUUGCUCCUCCUGAGUCUCCUCAUCCUCAUCAGCACCCUCAACCCUCACGUCUCUUAUGGCAGUAUCAGCACUAAGGAGCUGGAGAAUGAUAGGGAACUGACACUCAAAGGUAUCGGUUACACCCCUAUCAACAAUGUCACCAAUCACAUCAUGGAAGAGGUGGCACGGGAACUGCCCGUGAAUGAGGUUCGAUUGGAGAUGUUCUCCACUGAAGAAGACCUGGAGAAUGCCAGUCUCUACAAACCUGAUGGCUACGUGGGGGUGGUCUUCCUGGAUCACAUGUCAUACCGUUUGCGAUUCCCACACAGUCAGCUCCCUCUGCCCAGUGACUUCACUGAAUCUAUAACAAGCUGUGACGCACACUAUGUAAACUGCCGUGCUGCCAACUACUGGUAUUCUGGAUUCAUACGGAUGCAGUCCCUCAUUGAUGCUGCCAUAAUACAGAUGCAGACCAAGCGUCCAAUGUGGAACACAUUAAAAGUGCGUGCAGUGAUGAUGGGUCAUCCAGGUUCUGUUGAGGUCCAGAAGUUCCCUCACGCCCUCAUCUCCAUUUACCUGGUGCUAGCAUUCACACCCUUCGUCUCCUUCCUCAUAGUCAAUGUGGCAGCUGAAAAAGAGCAGCGACUCAAAGACACCAUGGGCAUGAUGGGAUUGUAUGACUCUGCGUUCUGGCUUUCAUGGGGUCUCCUCUAUGCCGCACUAGUUACGACCAUGUCCAUUCUCAUGGCUGUUAUAGCAACCUGCACCCCCCUGUUCUCCAACAGCAACUUCUUUCUGAUCUUCCUCCUCAUCUUCCUCUAUGGAAUAUCUUCUAUCUUCUUCUCCUUCAUGUUGACCCAUCUGUUUAAGAAGCCCAAGUUUGCAAGUACAGUGGGCUCCAUGCUGACGGUGGUCUUCGGAUGUCUGUCUCUCUUCACUGUACUAAUGAGAGAUUUUCCCCAGUUUGCUGUCUGGCUCCUCUGUCUUUUGUCUCCGAGCGCUUUCUCUAUCGGCAUUGCCCAGGUGGUGUAUCUGGAAGCUCAAGGAGAUGGUGCAGUGUUCUCCUCUCUUGGCAAUGGUCCUCAUGCCCUCUAUGUUCCUAUGGUCAUGCUGUUCCUGGACUGCAUUCUCUAUUUGCUUUUAGCCAUUUACCUGGACCAGGUGCUCCCAGGGGAGUUUGGCACAAGGCGCUCUGUGCUGUACUUCCUGCAGCCAUCCUAUUGGUCAAAGCAGAGGAAGCGCUACGUAGAGGUGAGCUCCGUUUAUGAGGGGGAGGUGAAUGGAACGCCUGCGUCUGAUGAAUCAGUGGAGGCGGUUUCUCCUGAGUUCAGAGGCAAAGAGGUCAUCAGGAUCUGCAAUAUCCAUAAAAUCUACAAAGAGAAAGACGGCACAGUGGAGGCUUUGAGGGGUUUGACCUUUGACAUCUAUGAGGGUCAGAUCACAGCCCUCCUGGGUCACAGUGGAGCUGGAAAAUCCACCCUCAUGAACAUCCUGUGUGGCAUCUGCCCUCCAACAGAAGGAACAGCCACUAUUUAUGGCUCCCCUGUGGCGGAGAUAGCAGAGGGAGAAGAGAUGAAACAGCUGGUUGGUAUAUGCCCACAGUUCAACAUCAUCUUUGAUGUGCUCACUGUAGAGGAACACCUGAGGAUAUUUGCUGCAAUCAAAGGGAUCCUGCCUUCUGAUAUUGAUAGUGAGGUUAAGAAAGUUCUGAAGGAUCUGGAUUUGGAAAAGAUUAUGGAUGCCCAGGCAAAGAACCUGAGUGGAGGCCAAAAGAGGAAGCUCUCGGUGGCCAUAGCAAUUCUAGGAGAUCCAAAGAUACUUCUUCUGGACGAGCCUACAGCUGGUAUGGACCCAGUGUCACGCCACCAAGUUUGGUCUUUAUUGAAGAGCCGUAGAGCAGGCAGAGUUACUGUACUCAGCACGCAUUACAUGGACGAGGCAGAUAUACUUGCAGACCGUAAAGCCAUCAUCUCUCGAGGACAGCUGAAAUGUGUUGGCUCCUCUUUGUACCUGAAGACCAAGUGUGGGGUUGGCUACCAUCUUAGGAUGUCAGUGGCUGAAUGCUGUGAGGUGGAGCACAUCACAUCGCUGGUCAAGCAGCAUGUUUCCAAGGCACAGUUGUCAAGGCAGCAAGAGGCUGUGCUCACAUUCACGUUGCCUUUCGAGAGCAUGGACACUUUCCCAGGGCUUUUUGCAGAGCUUGACUGUCGGCCUGACCUGGGUAUAAUUAAUUAUGGGGUCUCCAUGACAACAUUAGAGGAUGUAUUCUUGCGUCUGGAGGCAGAAGCAGAGGUGGAUCAGGCCGACUACAGUGUGUUUAACCAGGAGAAGGUGGAAGAAGGUGGCGAAGCUUCCUCUCUGGAUGAUACAGACCAGAGGCUGUUGAUGUUCUCAGACAACAGGCAGGAUGCAGUAACUGGACGUGCCCUCUGGUGGCAGCAGUUCAGAACGGUGGCCUGGCUGCACAUACUCAACCUGCAGAGAGAAAGGAAACCCAUCAUAUACAAUUUGAUGCUGUUCCUGGUUUUUUUGUCUUCAAUGCUGAUUUUGUCUGUGGCAACAGGAAACAUUCAGAUUCACUCUCCUGAAAGACUGUUUUCACCCAUAUACCUGCUGCACCGCAAUGAAGCUCCACGCAAAUACACCACAAGCCUGCUUGUGCAAAACUCCACUGAUUCUGAUCUGUCAGGGUUCAUCCAGAAUCUGGAGUCUCAGGACAUUGAAGUGGAAAUGAUGAAGAAGCCAGACUACAUGUCUGCAGCACCUGUGAGUGCUGCCAUCAAUGUAACAGGAUCCAGUAAGGAUUUGUCCUACGUCUUAGCAUUUAACAGUACUACUGUGCACUCCCUGCCCAUGGCUCUCAAUGUGCUCAGUAACGCCCUCCUGAAGGGUUUGAACGGCACAGGACGCAUUAAAACAUGGACCAAACCUUUUGACUAUCAAAUCCCAGAUAAGACAUCCUACGCUAUGGUUUACAUUGAGGCAGUAAUUCUGGGGAUGCUGGCUGCUGGGAUGCCAGCAUACUUUGCCAUGGACCACACGAGAGACAGAGAACUGAAGUGUCGGUCGACUCUAAGGAUCUCUGGUCUGAUUCCAUCUGCAUACUGGUGUGGUCAGGCAGCCAUUGAUGUCCCUUUCUAUUAUCUUAUCUUAACCUGUAUGACCAGCACCCUUUUUGCUUUCCAUUCUACAAACCUGUUGACCUCGAGUAACAUCAUGUCUGUGGCUCUGUGUUUGAUUGGCUUCUCUCCAGCCAUGAUCCUCUUCACCUACUGUGUGUCCUUCAUGUUUGUCAGAGUCCAGAGUAACAGAGACUUCUUCUCAGUGGUAUCCAUGAUGUUGUGCGUGGUUUCUGCAUCUUUAGUCCAGUUAUCUCUUGUGAAUGAAAGCGCUGGGCUAUAUCGUAUCCUACACAUUGCACUGUGUUUCUUCAGUCCACUCUAUCCUCUUAUGGGUUGCCUUAAUUGCAUUACCACGGCCACCUUCCUUCAGUCCAGUCAUGAGGAGGAGUUCCUGUGGAAGAGUCUCUUCAUCUCUGUUGUGGCUCCGUAUAUCCAGUGUAUCCUGCUGCUCUUCAUUCUGAGAUGGUCGGAGAAGAGAUAUGGAGGGCAGACCAUGAAAAACGACCAACUUUGCAGGAUUUCCUCCAAUGCAAAGAGCAAAGUUCAGCGGAACCCAGAGGAGAACAUUAGCGAGGAUGAGGAUGUUCAGGUGGAGAAAGCUCGAGUGAAGGAGGCGUUGACCUGUCAGUCCUGUGAGGAAAAACCAGUGGUGGUGGUGAGUGACCUGAGGAAACAAUACAAAGGCAAGAGAGAAGGUUUCUCUCUUGGCAAGAUAAGAAAAGUGGCCACUAAGAACAUCUCCUUCUGUGUUCGCAAAGGUGAGGUUUUGGGUCUGCUGGGACCAAAUGGAGCUGGAAAGAGCACCAUCAUGCACAUGCUGUCAGGGGACACGGAGCCCACUGCUGGACAGAUCCUGAUGGGGGAUUACUUCCAGCCAAUGGAAAACCCCUUGGAGCAUGUGGGGUACUGUCCUCAGGUGAACCCUCUUUGGCCUAGAAUCACUUUACAGGAGCACCUGGAGAUCUAUGCUGCCAUAAAGGGGUUACAUCAAUGUGAUAUCCCAAAUAUCAUUAAGCGUGUUGUAAAUGCUCUGGAACUGAAGGAUCAUCUUUAUAAACAGGCAAAACACCUGUCUGCAGGGCUAAAGAGGAAGUUGUGCUUUGCACUAAGCAUGCUGGGAAAUCCUCAGAUAGUAUUGUUAGAUGAGCCGUCUGCAGGGAUGGAUCCCAAAUCGAAGCAGCGCAUGUGGAGGGCAAUCCGCGCUGCAUUUAAGAACAAACAGCGAGGAGCCCUUUUAACCACCCACUACAUGGAGGAGGCUGAGGCUGUGUGCGACCGUGUGGCCAUCAUGGUCUCUGGUCAGCUACGGUGUAUUGGUUCAAUUCAGCACCUGAAGGGGAAGUUCGGGAGAGGCUACAGCCUAGAGAUUAAUCUCAGGGAGGAGCUCACGGGUCUCCAGCAGGUGGCGCUGUUGCACAAAGAGAUACUAAAAAUAUUUCCCCACGCUGCUCGUCAGGACAGUUUUGCCACCCUGAUGGUGUAUAAAAUCCCAAUGGAGGAUGUGACGUCACUAGCCAAGUCGUUUGCCCAGCUAGAGAGUGCUAAAAAAAACUUUAACUUUGAAGAGUACAACUUCUCCCAGUCAACUCUUGAACAGGUUUUCAUGGAUUUCGCUAAAGAGCAGGAGAACGAAGAGGAAGAGGUGGGAUCUCUCAGCACUACUUUCCAAUGGCAGAGACUGAGACAGGACGGUUCUGUAUCCGUCAAUCACGCUGAAAGCAUAGUACACCAGCUAUGAGCCAAUCCUGUCCAGCCUUUCCUGAAACACCCCUCUUGUCUCUCUAUCUCACUGCAUGUGCCGUCCUUUGCCUUAAGAGCCUUAAACUAAUAGGACUCACAGGAGACUUGACUGUGGAGACUUUGGCGGCCAAUAGCACACAUGCAGAAGAUGUGUGGACCACGAGACCCGAAUAGGCUCUGGUUCUGGCACUUGCUGUUGUAAGAUGGGAUCUGGCACAAUUCGUGUGUCAGCUGUAACACCUAAGCUAGACUUGACCUUUUUUAUUAUGAAGAGAUUUUAUUUUUUAAUUUCCACUCUCUGCCAGUAAGAAAACACAUUUUAACAUAUAACUUCCAUUCACAAGCCUCCUUUAAGGGGUUUACCUGAUAUUAUGUAUGAUGCUCACUGUCCUGUUGUUUCGUUACACCAUAUGCACAUGUAAAUCACUGGGAAGUUAAUUGCAUGGAGCGGGUUCCACAUUAUCAGAAUGGUACCAAUGUCUCACUCACGUUGAUGCCAAAACAUUGCUUUUGGUGUCUGUUGCAUGGGGUAUAAACUUGCAUCUAUGUGUGUUCGGCUAUAGCGUUCUAUAUACAUACUGAGAUUUGUAUUAUCUGAUGUGUGAUGUACGUAUUCAGACAGGAGAAUCUCAUUACAGCUGUCUACCACAGCAUUAUCGCCGAGAUUUACCAGCAUGUAUGGGAUGACACUUGUUUCUUAUAACCCUUUUUUGGGCAGAGUGUGCCCUGCAGGUGCAUGAAGCCUUCUCUAUCUCUGCUGCACCCAGGAGAUCUGCAAGACUCCUUUCUUAAACACCAGCAUAUGUUUCAGGCUUGCACAGAGCUCUCCAAAGAAAAAAGGUUUAUGCGCUCACAGUAAGCAAGCGAGUGGGUUUCAAAUCAAGACGGUAGGAGGACAUCGGUCUGGUUGGUAUUUCUGUCCCCUUCUCAUCCUCUUUUUCUUUUCGUCAGGUGGCAUUUAUUUAGGAUUUUCUUUUUAAUCAGUAGCUUGGAAUGUAGCUCCCACAAUCUGUACCAAACCAUGUAGCACAACAACUUCGUCACAUACUGCUGAGCAAGGUCUUUUUAUUUAUUUGGUUUUAAACGAGAGUAACAAGUGAGGCAGAUGCUAUUGAGCUUUUGGAACCCUGAGCCUUGAAUGUACAGUGGUAUUUUUUGGUGAAGUUUUACAGUGAAGCAAUAGAUUGUGUUCAAUGUGGUUUUUAUAGUAUCCAGUUGAGCACAAUGUAAGGGGUCGUUCAUACCAACCAAACGCAAGUUUUUUUGCAUUGCUUACAUCUGUGAGCAUUGCAGAAUGUUUUGCGCAUGAACGCCACAUUUUUAAGAUGCCGUGUCAAUUUUAAGUACUUCAACUUUUAAAAAUGCUUCUUGAGACACCUGCAUUCUGUUCCAUUUGUUGCAUUGUCUUGCUGUUUUUAAUGCAAGAAUGUGAUUGGUUGGAACAGCCUUCAAAUCUUUGGAGAACUUUGCUUUUAGGAGAUUUUGUACACCAGAGAUUAAACAUGGGCCUAGUUUUGGUUAGUUGGUUCGAGCUAAAUGUGGUGCUUUGAGCAUAGCAGCAAAAACUUCCAACAUUUUUAUAUAUGCAUCUUAUAUGUAUUGAAAUAUUUUGUUAAAUGUAAAAUAAUAAUCUAAUACUUCUCAAUAUCUUUGCACUCCGAGUGACUGUGGCAUCUUUUGUAUACACUCAUUGAGAACUUUAUUAGGUACAUUAUGGUCUUAAUAAAGUGCCCGACAUGGUCUUCUGCUGUUAUAGCCCAUCCACCUCAAGGUUUGAUGUGUUGUGCAUUCUGAGAUGCUAUUCUGUUCACUGCAAUUGUACAGAGUGGUUAUCUGAGUUACUGUAGCCUUUCUGCCUGCUCAAACCAGUCUGACCAUUCUCUGUUGACCUCUCUCACCAACAAGGCGUUUCCGUCCACAGAACUGCCGCUCACUGGAUGUUUUUUUGUUUUUGGCACAAUUCUGAGUAAACUUGUGCGUGAAAAUCCCAUGAGAUCAGCAGUUACCGUAAUACUCAAACCAGCCCAUCUGGCACCAACAAUCAUCCCACGGUUAAAAUCACUGAGAUCACAUUUUUUUCCCCAUUCUGAUGGUUGAUGUGAACAUUAACUGAAGCUCCUGACCCAUAUCUGCAUGAUUUUAUGCAUUGCUCUGCUGCCACACGAUUGGCUGAUUAAAUAAUUGCUUGAAUAAGUAGAUGAACAGGUGUUCCUAAUAAAGUGCUCAAUGAGUGUAUUUCCGUAAUGGCAUCUUUCAAAUAACAACUAGUAUACAUGCACAUUAUCAAGUUUUUUAAAACAUUUUCAGAUAUUCUUUACUAGUGAGAGUGGACUUCCUUUUUCAAUUCUCUGUUGUUUGGUUAAAGUAUUGCAGCAAAUACACAAAGUCUAUGUAUUCUGUUGAUGUCCAGCAUCUUCUCAACUUACAUGUGGCAUUUUGGACGGCCUUUUAGUUGGAGCUAAUCUGUUGUACACAUUUUUAAUUUAUCUGAUUACACAUAGAUACUUUUUUGGCAGUAUAACCUCAGCUGAAUGUGAAUGGGUUUAUAUAAUGACAUGUCUGAAUCAGUCCAUCAAAAUAAAUCUACUGCAAAGUUUUUAAAUCAACAAAAAGAUGCCCUUAUGAUUUUUGCAGCUGGAUGCUGUGGAACAAUUAUAUCUGAUGUUCUGGGCAAACACAGGAAAGUAGUUAAUCUUUAAUGUUUUUUGUUUUUUUGUUAUGUUUUUUGUAUUUCUUGUAAUUUUUUCACAUAUACAGUAUAGCCUGUUGUGUCAGUAAUGUACAACAAUUCUAUAACAUUUAACACUGAACAGUUUAGUCUUUGAGUUGGGAUCAGGUGGUUAUAUUGAACACUGUAUCUAUUUAACCAGACCUUUAUUUCCUGAAGUGCAAUAUAUGAAUACUUGUAUGUGUGAAUAAUUAAUGCAUUAUGUAAACGGUGUCAUUGCAAACUGCAAUAUUAAUGUUGUCUCUUUUGUGAACUCAGAUGUGUCUUGCAGUACAAUGUAGCCACAAAUAUUUAAUCUUUUAGAACGCUUUGCACUCUUCUCCCCUAGUGCCCAUGUCCUGCCCUAUGUAUGCAAAAAAUUGUUUUGAAAAUAAAAUGUUUUCAGGAUGUUUACUUCUGGACCAGUGGAUGAGAAUGAUAAAUUUAUGCAUAUUUAACUUUUUUCCUAGUCUUCUCAGUGCAACAUGCAUAUAUUGGCCACAUGUACAUUGUAUGCCUCAAAUGUUGUAUCAUAUAAUUCAAUCUCAAUAAGGUGAAGUACACUGAUUCUGUUUUAAACCUGUUGUACUUCUUUGUACAACAGGUAUAUAUAUAUAUAUAUAAAACACACACAUGGAAGUAUGGGAAUUAUUCUAUGAAAAAUAAAAAGGUUAAACAAAUUAAAA